AAGCAUCCGGAAGCUCUGUUGCGUGUUGCAAUCUUUUUCUUCUUUUUUUCCCCUUUUUUUUUGGUGGGAAGCAGCGGCGGGGCCAGGGGGAAUCGCAACUUCGCAAGCUUCUAGCUGGGCCGCUGCACGACAUGUUUGCUCCGCGCUGAGCGUGGAGGAGGCGAUAAAUCCGGACCCGUCUUCACCCAGAAGAGGCUGGUGGCUCCGAUUUCGGUGGGGCGGAGAUUCCGUUCUGGGUUUCCGAACAGCCGUGUUGCUGUUUCUCAAGACUUAAAAAAAACCCCACUGCUCAACAAACCCCAGCAUGGAUUCGACUCCCAUUGUGUCCUCCUUUAGUAAUCAAGUGACUCCUUCUAUGCUAAAGCCAAUGAAGAAUUUUUAUUUGGGUGAGCCGCUAGCGCUGGGGAUCACACAGAUUCUUAUAGGAAUUAUUGGAAUUGUCUUUGCGAUUAUGAUAGACAUAGCAAUUCCAGAUGCAUACCCAUCUGAAUACUUGGCGCUGAAGACACAAUAUUGGACUGGAAUCUUGUACAUAAUUUCAGGAUCUGUGUCUGUGAAAGCCUCCAAGACACCCAAGAUGCCAUGGGUGAAAGGCAUGCUGGGAAUGAAUGUGGUGAGCACCGUGGCGGCUGCUGUUGGGAUCGUGAUCCUCUCUCUUUCAUUUGCCAUGUAUUAUGGACCAGAGGGGUCAAUCAUAACUGCAAUAGAGACCAUCCUCUUCAUUUUCACCAUCGUAGAGUUCGGCAUCUCCAUCUCCACCGCUGCGUUUGGCUGCAAGACUGUUUGUCGGGAUACCUAUGCUGAAACGAUUGUGGUGGUUUAUCAGAACAUGACUCCGGACAAUGCUGUUAGCCAGCCAGCUGCUUGCAAGGAUCCUGAGACCGCCUGAAUUGCUGUUCCUUUAAGCUCCCUCUCCUGGACUGUCAUUAAAGAAAUAUUUAUCUAAUAAUAAUAAUAAUAAUAAUAAUAAUAAUAAUAAUAAUAAUAAUAAUAGAAGUUAACUAAGCAAGAGCACCUGAGAGUAAUGAAAACAGAAUGAAAAAAAGAGAGGCUGCAGACAAUAUUUGGGUGGACGAUAGGAAUACAAAUCUCAGAAUUUCACUUGAUAUUUUACCACCAUAUACGAAUAUACAAAAGAUGGGAAAUACUUCACAUAUAUAAGUAUAUUAUGCCAUGUUCAAAGUUCUUGCCUUAUGUUUUCAUAUGACUUAGUAUGGUUCUAAAAUAUAAGGAAGGGCUCCAAGUGCAACAGAAUCUAGAGAAUUCCUGUUGUUUCAUCCACCAUCCCAUAUUUGUUUUAAUCAACGGGGAUCUUCUGAAUGAUGUGUCUUCUGAUGAAAGGAAAGG
This is a messenger RNA of Elgaria multicarinata webbii, 1347 nucleotides long. Its product is annotated as membrane-spanning 4-domains subfamily A member 15-like. Gene Ontology annotation, cellular component: membrane. The transcript has 7 exons. The record is from RefSeq and is a predicted model, not a curated record. The coding region runs from base 305 to 889 and encodes 194 amino acids. NCBI's taxonomy places the organism in Eukaryota, Metazoa, Chordata, Lepidosauria, Squamata, Anguidae.